Messenger RNA from Hemisphaericaspora subhashii, 2316 nucleotides. It is a transcript of the gene RIM20, whose product is annotated as Rim20p. The record is from RefSeq and is a predicted model, not a curated record. NCBI's taxonomy places the organism in Eukaryota, Fungi, Ascomycota, Pichiomycetes, Serinales, Debaryomycetaceae. Gene Ontology annotation, molecular function: protein binding. Bases 1 to 2316 code for a protein of 771 amino acids. Gene Ontology annotation, cellular component: endosome. The transcript has a single exon.
AUGAAUACAAACUUAUUAUAUGUUCCACUACGACUGUCACGUCCACUCAAUCUUAAUGAUGAACUUCGUCAAGUCAUUAAUAAAGAUUUCUUCCAACCUCCGUCUUCAUUUGAAGAUGAUUUAUUAUAUGUUGGAAAUUUACGUGAUAGAAUUGCAAACAUUAAGAAUGAAACAAAUACAAAGGAAGAUGAGUCAAUCCUAUUACAAUACUAUGCCAUCCUCGAAAUGAUUCGUAGCAAGUUCCCCGAAACAUGUAUUGAGUUUGGUUGGUUCGGAACAUUGACAUAUGGACCUAGUGGGCCUUAUAAAUCGCGAUCGUUAAAAUUUGAAGAAUUAAACAUUAUGUUCCAAUUGGGUAGUUUAUAUUCCCAAUUUGCAUUAAAAGAACUGAGGCAUACUGAUAAUGGAUUGAAACAAGCAUGUAUGUAUUUCCAAUUAUCAGCUGGAGUUUUCCAAUUAAUGACUGAUCUACUUGAACGAGAAACUAAGGAUCAUAUCUCUCCGCAGGAUUUAGAAAAAGAGACUCUAAAUUGUUUGAUACAGCUUAUGUUGGCACAAGCUCAGGAAACUAUCUGGCAAAAGGCAGUUGCUAAUCCAGGUGCUAAAGAUUCGGUUAUUUCUAGAUUAGCUGUACAAACGUCAGAGUAUUACUCGCGAGCAUUUAAAUGUGGGAAUAGUUCUGAGUUUAUUAAAUUGGAAUGGAUUAAUCAUAUUGCUGUGAAAAUGUUCCAUUUUAAAGCUGCUGGCCAUUUUAGAACUGCAAAGAUAGCUCAAGAUAAUUUUCAAUAUGGAGAACAAGUUGCUCAUUUGAGAAUAAGCUCAAAGAAUAUUAAAAAUGCAUUUAAAUAUAAAAAAUAUGUAAGUUCAUUUGUAUUGGAAGAUUUGCAAGGUCUUUCGGAUAUAGUUAGUGCCACGUUAAAAACGGCAGAGAAAGAUAAUGAUUUAGUAUAUUUAAAAGUUGUCCCUGGUGAAAAUGACUUAAAACCAAUUGCUGGAGUUGAUAUGGUGAAACCAAUAUGUCCAGAUGGAUUGACAAGUCCAAUUUCGGAAAGGCAGGUUUUCAAAGACUUGAUUCCAUAUAUGAUAAUCCAUGUAGCACAAGCAUUGAGAGAAAGACAAGAUGAUUUCAUUAGAGAGCGAGUUCAAGCUCCAUUACAGUCAUUAAAUAACUUGAUGAAUUCAUUCUUGAUAGAAAGAGGCCUUCCAGCAUCUAUAGACACGAUUCAACAGCCAGAAAAUAUCCCGGAUUCAAUUAUUGAACAUUCGAAAGAAAUCUUGAAUAUGGGGGGACAGGAAUUCAUUGAAGGUGCCCUUCGAGAAAUUGGACAGUUGGCACAAGAUGCUGCCCAUUUGGUUGAUGAAUGUGAGCGCAGAAUCUCACUUGAUUCACAGGAGGAUGAUAUGCUAAGAGACAGAUUGUCCGGGAAUGCAGAAUGGACUCGUCCUAAUACGACAGAAGCUGCAGAAGAAUUGAUUUCGAAGAUUGCGGCGAUGAGGGAAUAUCUAAGUCAAGCUAAAUCUGGGGAUGAAAGGGUUCUCAGUGAGUUCUUGGGUAUCAAACCAUACUUGGAAACAUAUUCUGGCGGGCCAAAGGCCAUUGAAUCGUACAUUCCUAAUUCAACAUAUGUUAAACUAGAUGGGAGACUAUUAGCUAUUAUUUCUGAUUUAAGAGGUGCCUUAGCUGAGGUGGCGGAUCUUGAAAAUGAUCGUAAAAUAUUUAGUCAGGGAUUAGAGAUCAAAGCUCGGGAUAAUAAUAUUCUUCCGAAAUUGAUUGAUGAUUACAAACAAAGAAGAAAUGAAUUUUAUGAUAACCAAGGGAAUUUCAAAGAACUUGCUUUUGAACCUAUAUAUGAAAACCAUAUGAGGAUAUAUGACAAUGAUUUACAAUACGUUGAAUCUCUGAAGAAUAGGCAAAUUAAAUUGGAAUCUCAAUUGGAUACUUUGAACAAGCGGUUUUUGGAAGAAUAUGAAAUAUCCAAUAAUAUAUCUCAAUCAAAUAGACGAGAUGCUCUUCAAGCUUUGGAAAGUGUACAUUCUAAAUAUCUACAGAUCAUUUCUAAUCUAAAUGAAGGUUCUAGAUUUUAUAAUGAAUUUAUAACAAAGGGGAAUUCAGUACUACGUGCUUGUGAAGAUUAUUUGUAUCAAAGAAGACUUGAAAGUCGUGAUCUAGAGCAUGCACUAAAUCGAAACAAUGAAAUGCCGACUGAUAGUUAUGUUGAUAGUGAUGAUAAUAUUGGACCUAGAAAUGAUGUUGUGUCUCCACAAGGGAAGAAAUCGGGAAUAUGGAAUCCAACCACCGGAUUAAGAUUUGGCUAA